UAAUACGAUCCAUCUUUCAAUGUAUAAUAAUGCGAUGUCUAUUUUCUUAUCUGUGAGGUAUGGGUCCGAUGUUGGCAGUCAUGGAUGGCAUAGAGUUCAGGACAGGUCACAACGACUAUCGUCUGCAAAUGCCCUCUAAAACAUCACGUGACUUUGGUGACGUUCAGGAUAUCAAGUUCCCCAGAGUGCCACCUGAGAUCACAGCUCAUAAAAAUGUUGAGGACCAAAUUGCUGAGAUGCGUGAGUGGUUCCGAGCAUUUGCCCAGCAGAACUCCAGUCACAGAGACUACACCAAGUACUUCAAGCCUGUCGUCUGCUACUUGGAAGGCGUUUGGACGCUGGACAACAAAGUGGAAGAACCUUUUCAGACAGCAGACCCACCUCCCAACCAGGACAAUGCCCCCCUGGAGGAACUGUUGGAAGAGGUACACAUAUUUGAAGCUGUAAAUUAA
Molecule: messenger RNA, 452 nt
Organism: Aplysia californica (California sea hare)
Lineage: Eukaryota; Metazoa; Mollusca; Gastropoda; Aplysiida; Aplysiidae
Exons: 2
Coding region: 60-452 (130 amino acids)
Source: RefSeq, a predicted model, not a curated record